Molecule: messenger RNA, 936 nt
Organism: Lathyrus oleraceus (garden pea)
Lineage: Eukaryota; Viridiplantae; Streptophyta; Magnoliopsida; Fabales; Fabaceae
Product: ATP synthase subunit a, chloroplastic-like
Exons: 1
Coding region: 463-936 (157 amino acids)
Biological process (GO): proton motive force-driven ATP synthesis
Molecular function (GO): proton transmembrane transporter activity
Source: RefSeq, a predicted model, not a curated record
CGGUAUCAAAUAUAUGACAGGGUUACCUGAUAUUGUAAUAAUCGUUGAUCAGCAAAAAGAAUAUACGGCUCUUCAAGAAUGUAUCACUUUAGGAAUUCCAACGAUUUGUUUAAUCGAUACAAAUUGUGACCCAGAUCUUGCAGAUAUGUCGAUUCCGGCUAAUGAUGAUGCUAUAGCUUCCAUCCGAUUAAUUCUUAACAAAUUAGUUUUUGCAAUUUGUGAGGGUCGUUCUAGCUCUAUACGAAAUUAUUGAUUAAUAAUAAGAUAAAUCCAUUUUUAGAUUUGGUUGGGCGGUCAUAGAUUUUUGGAAUUGGGUAUUAUAGCAUUACAAAAUUGUGUAAAAAGAAAUAUUUUGUGAUUAGUAGGUAUUCAAAAUAGAAAAUCAAAGUAAAAUAAGGAAAUGGUUGAAUCAAAAUAAUUCCCUUUCAAGUUAUAUUUUUUUAUUUUAGAGGACAGGGCAAUAUGAAUGUUCUAUUAUGUUACAUCAACACAUUAAACAGAUUCUAUGAUAUAUCGGCUGUGGAAGUAGGUCAACAUUUCUAUUGGCAAAUAGGGGAUUUUCAAGUGCAUGCUCAAGUACUUAUUACCUCUUGGGUUGUAAUUGCUAUCUUAUUAAUUUCAACCAUUCUAGUUGUUAGAAAUCCGCAAACUAUUCCCACGUCUGGUCAGAAUUUCUUUGAAUAUGUCCUUGAAUUCAUUCGAGACGUGAGCAAAACUCAGAUUGGAGAAGAAUAUGGUCCAUGGGUUCCGUUUAUUGGAACUCUGUUUCUAUUUAUUUUUGUUUCGAAUUGGUCAGGGGCCCUUUUGCCUUGGAAAAUUAUAAAGUUACCUCAUGGAGAGUUAGCUGCACCCACAAAUGAUAUAAAUACUACUGUUGCAUUAGCUUUACUUACGUCAGUAGCCUAUUUCUAUGCGGGUAUUUCAAAAAAAGGAUAG